Molecule: messenger RNA, 4793 nt
Organism: Cuscuta epithymum
Lineage: Eukaryota; Viridiplantae; Streptophyta; Magnoliopsida; Solanales; Convolvulaceae
Source: the annotation of a GenBank genome assembly
GUUUGACAUGGAUCGAAUAUUUUGACUAUAUGAAUAUUGGUGGAUUAUUACCUUUUAUGGAUGAUUAAAUGUAUAUUCUUUUUAUUAAAGAAUAUUGGUGGAUUUAUAUAUAUUACAAAGGAUAUUUUGAGAAAAUGUGACAAGAAUGAUUUGGGGAAAACUUAAAGUUUUCAUAAUAUAUAUUCUUACGUCUCGAGAGAAACACGAGGCGUGGGUGGUUAGGGCUACUACUACUUUUGGUGAAAUUUAUUUGGGUCGGUAACCAGUCCGGCAAUGACAUACUCCGGUAGACAUCCCGGGCUUUUAUUUGAGGAUCAAAGAUCCUUUGGUGGUCGUAGUAGUAGUUACCUAAUUUACCCUUGGACAAUGUCCCUUGUGAGUAGGUGGUAGAAAACAUCCUGCCUACUUGGGUUUCUUACUACUCGGAGGGCUUGGAAUCCCUUUUAGAGGGUGUGCACACUUAAGGUAGAAAUUCAGCUUCCAAUUGGUGGUCGGUGGGAGCCGGAAUUCCGGGAUGAGUCGUAGAUAACAACGACUCAUUGGGCUCGAGGAAUCUUGAGUUUCGCCCACUCUUAAAAGAAUCUAAAGUAUUACUUUUGGAGGAAUUGAAAGAUGAUCUUAUCUAUUGUGGAAACUAUUUUAUGACAUUAAACCAUUUUGGAAAUAUGAGAGACUACUUUUCGAUAUAUAUAUAUAUAUACAAAAACCUAUUUUCCAAAUUAUAUUAUUUUACGGGUUCGGGUGGAAUCUUACUUAGCUCUAAAGCUAAUUUUUGUCUCUUUUCUCUUUUUCUCUUUGCUCUAUUGUACAGAUGAUUAUGAUUAUGAAGAUUGAUGUACUUGGUGCCCGAGUGUUCCGCUAGUUGCACACGUUUGAUUAAUUAUUGUUGUUUAAAAUUGUAAUCCAUAAACUUGUUUUAAGUUUUAUCCGAUGGCUACUUGACUUUAUGGUGGAUAGCCUGUGCACUCAAUCAUGUAUAGGUUGAGUGUGGCGGUGACACACCUGUUUUUCCAUUAAAGACUUCCGCUGUACUCUAAAUAUGUUUUAUAAUAAAGAUGUUUUCAUUUCAAAAUGUUAUUUUAUUUUGGUGGGAAAAAUGGGGGUGUUACAAGUUGGUAUCAGAGCCUUAGGUUUUCCAAAGGGAUUAGAACACGAGGUAAUAGGUUGUAUGGAGAAAUUCUGUCACCAAGACGAUAAGAGUCUAAGGCUGUUGGUUCUUAAUUGAGCCUUUGCGCUCGUCCAACUACCUGGGAAUUUCUCCUUGUGCUGAAACUUCGUCGUUCGAAAUCGUUGAAGGAAACCUUUGAAAUUGUACCUUCAAAAGGGAGAUUUUCAAAUAUUUUUAAAAUUAGGAAAGAUAAUAUAGCUAGGAAAUGGCCUUUUAGGAACGUGGUGAGGACCUUGUGAGUAUUUAUUUUCCUUACAUGUAUCAUGUAUGUGAUAAUUAUGCUAAUUGUGGGCCCAUUUGAGAAAUGGGAACCCCAAAUGAUAAAAUGGGAAUGCCUCAUAGGGCAAAAUUCCGAAGUGGCUAAGGUAUGUACAAACAUUAUGUGUGAAAGUGCUUUUAUGUGAAGUAUGAAUCCUCUGUAUGAUUGUUAUGUACAUUUUUAUAUGAUCAUGUUGCAUAGCCUAUGGAAUCCUUAGUUGAACUAGGAUCCUUAGGAGAAAAAUAUAGAAAAUCUUACACGAAUACUUUAUGUCAUUAAGAUAUCAUGGCACCGAGAAGAGACCCUGAUAACACGCCCACCAAUGCUGAGUUGGCACAAAGCGUUCAACAACUGGCACAAUUCAUGCACACACUGGGUGCUACUGUGCUCCAGAACAAUCAAAACCAGAACAACGGGAAUGAUGCCGCAAAACGAGUGGCAUCUCGCAACCCUCCAAGCUUUCAUGGGCAAGAAGAUCCUCGUAUCCUCGAAAAUUGGCUCCGACUCUUUGACAAACUCUUCGACGCGGUGAGCUGUCCGGAAGAGCAAAGGGUUGACAUUGCUGUUUACUAUUUACAGCAAGAAGCGGAUAACUGGUGGGUCUCAUCAGGCCCAACUUUACGUCAACAACCUGACUUCAAUUGGGAAGCUUUCAAGAUUGCCAUGAGGAAACGUUUUUAUCCUGCACACGUUCAGGCCACCAUGCGUGAUGAAUUCAUACAUUUGAAACAGAUGGGCAUGAGUGUCCAGGAAUAUCACAAUAAAUUCGUGGACCUCGCGCCAUUUGCGAAAACAAUAGUGCCUGAUGAAAGCACCAAAGUUGAGAAAUUUAUCUACGGAUUAAACUAUGAUACACAGAAAAUCGUCGCUGUUUUGGGUUGCCAAACUCUGACUGAAGCUUAUGAUAGAGCUGCAGUUCACUAUCGAGUUCAGCAACUACAAAGAGAGAGGAACCAGAAGAUGAAGAGGGACGAAGAUGGAGGUCGAGGAGAAAAGAGGGUCAGAGUGCACCCACCUACACAGCAACAAGAAGGGAGGAGGAGGAGAGAUGACCAAGGUGGAAGAAAUUUCCACGGUCAAAACCAACAAAAUGAUCGAAGAGUUGCUCCCAGAGAUAGACACUUCUACUGCAAGAGGUGCGGGAGAGAUCAUCCCGGUGUUAACUGCGAUGGAAGCCUGACAAAAUGUUUCAAUUGUGGGAAGCUAGGGCACAGAACCUUCGAGUGUCUCUCAAAGACCAAUGGGGCACCAGUGAACCAGGUGCAAUACCGUGAUGGAGGAAGACCAGAUAUGAAUCAAGCUAGGCCAAAUGGAGGACAAAAUAACAACAACAAUGCCGCCGCCGCCAACAACAACCGCAACCCUCGAGAAGGAGGGGAGAAUAAUCGUGGCAAUGGCAAUGGCGGGAACAAUGGCAAUGGCGGAAACAACGGCAACCGUCCGAACCAAGGGCGAAUCAUGGUGAUGAAUCAGGCCCAAGCCAAUGCUAAUGAUGUGGUUUCAGAUGAUUAUGAUUAUGAAGAUUGAUGUACUUGGUGCCCGAGUGUUCCGCUAGUUGCACACGUUUGAUUAAUUAUUGUUGUUUAAAAUUGUAAUCCAUAAACUUGUUUUAAGUUUUAUCCGAUGGCUACUUGACUUUAUGGUGGAUAGCCUGUGCACUCAAUCAUGUAUAGGUUGAGUGUGGCGGUGACACACCUGUUUUUCCAUUAAAGACUUCCGCUGUACUCUAAAUAUGUUUUAUAAUAAAGAUGUUUUCAUUUCAAAAUGUUAUUUUAUUUUGGUGGGAAAAAUGGGGGUGUUACAUUCUCUGACCGGUGGAAUGCCUACCCGGUGAAGACGAUUCCGCCGCCUAUGACGGACGAGGAGCUCGGGUAUGCCAAGCGCAUAGCUGGACUCGGCAUCCAGAACCUCCGGUUGCUGGUGGCCGAGCCUUUUAAAGCUCGGGCUGGGUUAGGAGUUUUCCCAUCUACGUCCACCAUGGGCCGCACCAACAAUGCCUCGACUGCCGCCGGCCGUGAGCCCAAAGACCAUGGCAAGCUGGAGAAGCCGCUCGUCCCCAAGGUCGAAACCCGGAUGACCAGAGCACGGGCUAAUGACACUUCUGGGGCCGGUGCUUCCAAGAGGCCUCGUGUCGAGGGUACUGCAUCCAAGGCCAUCAUAGUGGCCGAUGACUCUGAUGGUGAGCCCGGGAGUCCCAUCAAGCGGAAACCCACCUCCCGGAACAAGCCCCAUAUUUCUCCCCCGCGGAAUUCUGACGUUCGUCGCCUCCGUGAUGAGGAUGUCCAGACUGCCAAGGGUUCUGACGACGCUCGUCCUACUUCGCUCCCAGAAACCAGUGGGUCCUCCCUUGGCCUGAUUGAGUUUUCCGGGGUUGGUCCCCGCAAGGAGUCGAUGAUGCUUUUUGGCCAGACAGCGUCCUCCAUCUGGUGUGGCCUGAAUCUCAAGGUUCCCCAGGACUUCGCCGCUCAGGAGGCCCCUGAAGAACUCUUGGAGUGCGGCCAGAGCACUCUGGAUAAGGCCGGGCUCUACUUCCACAGGGCUCGGAUGGCUUUCGAGCAUCAGGGUAGGGAGAUGGCCAGAGUACGGGUUGAAUGUGAUGCCCUUCUGAGGAAUGCCAAAGGCAGGGCUGGAACUCUCCAAGAGAAGGCCGAUGCCUAUGACAAGCUCGUCCAGGAGAAUGCUUCCCAGAAGGAGCUCCUCAAGAAACAGGAGGCUGAGCUUGUGGACCCCCGCAGCCGGAUGUGGGCCGUAGAGCAGGCCAAGGUGGAACUCCGCCGUACGGGCGUGGACAAUCAUGUCCCCAUUUAUGAGGCCGAUGUUGCCAAGAUCAAGGAGUCUGGCUCUAUUGAGUUUCAGAAGUCCAAAGCUUAUACUGGCGCCAUCCAUACCAUGGCCAUGAGGUUCCUCCCGAGGCUCGUCGGUGAGUUUUUGGCCACCUGCCCUGACCCCUAUCUGGAUGGGGUUAAGCUGCUCCAAGCCACCCCCACCGGACGGCGUUUCCUUGAUGAUCUCGCCGACGAUACCUACCGCAAGGGCAUGGUUGGGCUAGUAGCAGAGAAUCUCCCGACGCUCGAGCGUCACUUCGGGGCACCCUUCGAUCCGGAGGCCGCCGGUUUUGACUUUCUGAUGGCGGACGCUCAUGCAGGGGCCCUUGAGCUGCUGAAGGAGCGUAGGGAGCAGGAGGAAGCCGAAGCUAGAGACAAGGCCAAACAGACUCUUUUCAAGGCUCCCACUCCGGACGUCGAUCAGCAUUGAUUCUCCGUUCAUUGUUUUGUACUUGUACCAAUUUUUUCAUUAUUUACAUUGUACCUUACACAUUGUAACUUUCCGGUCAUCAGUGCCGAAGAAUAAAAAUUAUUGUUUGCU